This is a messenger RNA of Carlito syrichta (Philippine tarsier), 1531 nucleotides long. It is a transcript of the gene PIGM, whose product is annotated as phosphatidylinositol glycan anchor biosynthesis class M. The transcript has a single exon. Gene Ontology annotation, cellular component: membrane; glycosylphosphatidylinositol-mannosyltransferase I complex. Gene Ontology annotation, molecular function: alpha-1,4-mannosyltransferase activity; GPI mannosyltransferase activity. Gene Ontology annotation, biological process: GPI anchor biosynthetic process. NCBI's taxonomy places the organism in Eukaryota, Metazoa, Chordata, Mammalia, Primates, Tarsiidae. Bases 1 to 1272 code for a protein of 423 amino acids. The record is from RefSeq and is a predicted model, not a curated record.
AUGGACUCGACCAGGCGCUGGGGAGAAUGGUUCCUGAGGCUGCGGGUGUCCCCCGCCGGGCUGUUUGGGGUGGCCUUGCUUGCCCGCGUCGCCCUGGUGUUCUAUGGGGCCUUCCAGGACCGCACCCUCCACGUGCGGUACACGGACGUCGACUACCAGGUGUUCACGGACGCCGCGCGCUUCGUCACGGAGGGGCGCUCCCCGUACCUGCGGGCGACGUACCGCUACACCCCGCUGCUGGCGUGGCUCCUCACUCCCAACAUCUACCUGGGCGAGCUCUCCGGAAAGUUCCUCUUCGUCGGCUGCGACCUCCUCGCCGCGCUGCUCUUGAACCGCCUGCUGCUGCUGCAGGGGCUGGGGCGCCGCCGGGCGUGUGGCUACAGCGCCUUCUGGCUGCUCAACCCCCUGCCCAUGGCGGUGUCCAGCCGAGGCAACGCGGACUCGGUCGUGGCCGCCCUGGUCCUCAUGGCCCUGUACUUGGUGAGGAGGAGGCUGGUGGCGUGGGCCGCGGUGUUCUACGGGCUCGCGGUGCACGUGAAGGUGUACCCGGUGACCUACGUCCUUCCCAUCGUCCUGCACCUGCUCCCGGAGCGCGACGGCGCCGAGGGCCGCCAACGGGCCCGCUGCUCCCUCCGGGUCCGUCUGCCCGAAUUCCCGCGGAGGCUGUGCAGCCGCGCCGUGCUGCUCUUCGUGGCGGUCGCUGGCCUCACGUUCUUCGCCUUGAGCUUGGGCUUCUACUUCAAGUACGGCUGGGAAUUCUGGGAGCACACCUACCUCUACCACCUGACCCGUCGGGACACCCGCCACAACUUCUCUCCCUAUUUUUACAUGCUGUACUUGACGGCAGAGAGCGAGUGGAGUUUUUCCCUGGGCCUGGCUGCGUUCCUGCCACAGCUCGUCCUGCUCUCAGCCGUGUCUUUCGCCUAUCACAAAGACCUUGCCUUUUGUUGUUUUCUUCACACAUCCAUUUUCGUGACUUUCAACAAAGUGUGCACUUCCCAGUAUUUUCUUUGGUACCUCUGCCUGCUGCCCCUCGUGAUGCCACGAGUGAGGAUGCCUUGGAAGAGGGCGGUAGUGCUCCUGGUGUUUUGGUUUAUAGGGCAAGCCCUGUGGCUGGCUCCUGCAUAUGUUCUGGAGUUUCAGGGAAAGAACACCUUUCUGUUGAUUUGGUUAGCUGGUUUGUUCUUCCUUCUUAUCAACUGUUCCAUCCUGAUUCAAAUUAUUUCACAUUACAAGGAGGAACCCCUGACAGAGAGAAUCAAGUAUGACUAAUGUAUGUUCCAGACUCCUGAUACUAUGUGUUACGUUCUGAUUGUCCUGUAUGGACCAGAAGCGGCCUCUGGAACAUUUUUCUGAACGUUUUAAGCACUCUAGUGUAAGUUCCCCUGUUCAACAGAAGUUAAAACCAGUGUUUGCCUUGCAUAUUAAAAGGACACAAUAAUUGAGGUCCACCUUCUAGGAAAUCUUAGGGCUCAUUUAUUUGGGACAUGAUGGGAAGUAAAGAUUACGGUUACUUGUUUGCAAAUGGAAA